Paramuricea clavata is the source of this 7454-nucleotide messenger RNA. The record is from the annotation of a GenBank genome assembly. NCBI's taxonomy places the organism in Eukaryota, Metazoa, Cnidaria, Anthozoa, Malacalcyonacea, Plexauridae.
CCACAAGAAACUACAUCCAAACCUGGCGGUUUUGCGGGUAUUCCAUCUUUUAAUGAUGGUUUGGAGGGUGACGCAUCUACAGGUAUUGAUUAAGAAUUGUCUUGUAUUCGUUAAGCCCAGCACAAGAGAGCUGACCUAAGAGCGACGAUCUUUUAAAUUAAAGGCUGGAUUCAGUGAUCGCAGACACAGUAGGAAUUUUGCACAGGGAAAUUGUAAGUUUUGAAGGAUUAAAAAGAAAUGCUCGAUGGAAACUUACUCACUGUUAAACACUAAGUCAGUCCCCUCAAACAUUUCUUACAAAUCCAUCAGAACAUAUAGAAUUUACCCAUACAAAAUUCCUAUACUGUGAUCAAAGAAACUUUGAUGGUGUGAGCCAGCCUUAAACAACCCAUUAAAUUCAUGAGCACAUUUACUCAAUUUGUUUGAGUAAAAUUUCACAUUGACUCAAUGUUUUGAGUAAAGAUUUACUUUGGUCAAACAAAUGAAUAAAUAUGCCCAUAAAUUUGACCAAUAGGCAAUUCCAGCUUUUAGUUUAUGCGUGCAGGGGACGUUGGGAAGUAAGGUAUCACGUUGCUGAUUAUGCUUAAAAAAUAAAGGGAGUGAUAGCUUAUACUUGAAAAUAUAUUGAAAUAUUUUGGUUGUUUCGGUAGUUUUUAUUGAAAUUUUUCAGCAUAAUCACCAAUAUGAUACCUUACUUCCCAUCAUCCCCCGCAGGCAUAAACUAAAAGCUGGAAUUGCCAAUUGUACUCAAAAGGUUUAUGCAGUGAUGUUACACAUAUAGCCUGACACUUCUUUUGCUCCGUGAAAACAAGACCAACGUUUGUAAAUUUCUCAUCCUAUAGAUUUUGAGUAAUCUUGCUGACAAACACACACACACAGUUACACACCCACAGAUACAUAACCUCCAGGCUCGGGCAAUUUGUUAGAACAAUUUCAAUGAGUUGUAUCAAUAUUUUUCAGAACCCAAGGUUACUACUCCUAACCAGCCAUCGACUCAAACAGUCUCUACGCUCAACACACAGGUGAGUGUCGUGUUGUACUGGAGAGAUCAAAGACAAAACUAAAAUUGUACUGAGUAGCCUUAUCAGUUCUAAACUGAUCUCCUAGAGGUCCAGUAAAAGUCAUCUCUUAUUGAUCCAGCUGUGUCACUUCAAGACAAAGACAUAAUCGAUUGAAUAUACUAAAACUGUCUGUACCAGUGUGGGUAGUACCAAUGUGAAAAUGCUGUGCUGAAUGGUUAUAUUACUACCUCAAAAAAUAAGCAGAAACUCGACGUUUCCUCCUGUAGUAACACUGCAGAUAAAUUAGAGAUGACCCUUAUACUGGACCUCUAGGAUGAACAGUUUAGAACUGAUAGAGCUUAAUUUCCAGUAAUAAAAUAAAGUUAGUUUAGUUUUUCAUUUAUGCAUUAAAUUCUAUAGUUAAUAGUGAAUACAAAAAAUACCUUAGUUAUUUCAUAUUUUAUAGAAUUAGACAAACCAUGUUAUAUAAAUGAACUCACCAAUAAAAUUCGGAACAAAAUUGUAUUGCUGAUUGACUUUACACAACGGCUGGAAAAACACAAGUGCAUUUUAAUUGUUAGAGGAAAAAUUUUUAUCUUAUUGAUAACUGGAUCUUAAGAUGCCGGCAGGACACAUAAUAAAUACCGGAACGGUUCAAAAUUUAUAGUAAUUAAUAAACAAGAUCUACAGUAGAAGUUUAAUAAAGCUGCAGAAUUCGAACUUUUAUUAAAAAUAUAAUUAUUUUCUAGAUGCUGCAUGAAUAAUGCAUAUAUAUUUUUAUAUUAUAGUUGAAUAUGCGGUUAAAUAUAUAAAGUAUAUAUACUCUUUAUUUCGAGACAAUUUUAGUAUUAGUAUAUUACUAAAGAAUUAAGAAUAUUUUAUGUGAAAAUAUCUCUGCACUCUGUCCGUGACCCUGCAUGUAGCAAUGACCUGUGACCCAUAUUAAUAUUACUGCAUUUGUAAAUAAUAUGUAUAACGUUUUUUUAAUAUCUGGGUAUAGUUAGCGCUCGAAGCUUCGAUAAUUAUAAGGCAAAAGAGGUUUCAUUAAAAAAGACGGCUAAAAUAUAUAAUGUCUCGUCCGUCUGUUUAUUAAAAUGAUUAAAAAUUUAAAGCUGCGUUUAUGGAUUUUAAUGAAAACUUAACUUUUAAAUGAUCCAAACUAUUGUUAACCAUUUCGUUGACGUUUUAAGUCCACGUUAAUCUAAAGACAGUAGAAUAGUUUUGACUUGUGUUUGCCGUACCGUCAUUGCGAAAUAUGAAUAUCAGGAUUUUAUAUUGGAUCUUAGCGGUGUGUUUGUUGUUCACAUUGUAUCAUUUUGCUGGAACAACUGAAGCCUUUCCUUUCUCUGAUAAACCUUUACAAAACUUUACAAGUUCCUCAACGCUUGGCAGUUAUAAUGAAACAAUGAAUGCAACUUCUCGGCCUCAAGUAAGCCUAUACAAUUUACAAUACCAAAUAUUUGGGGGACGUGCAUGGUAGCAUAAUAAAUGUAUUUAUCGGGGUUUUGAUUCCUAGUAUUCCUGACUUGAUUGAUUAUAAUUUCACCUCAAUCACAUGCGAGAAGAGUACUUCCUGUUUGGCCCUGCACAGGUUUUCUCCGUGACAUUCUGCAUGGUUUCCUCCUAUAGUACAUGACCAGUAUGAGAUGGCCCACUAGAGAGAAGAGUUUAGAACUGAUAGAGCAAUCCAGUAUAAAAAAGUUAGUUCAGUUUAGGUUUCCUCCUGUAUAUAGUAAUACUGCAUGAUCAAGAAGAGAUGAUCCUUAGUCCUUACUGGAUCUCCAGAGAAAACAGUUUAGACUAACUGCUAAAGCAAUCCAGCAUAAAAAGUUAGUUUAGUUUAGGUUUCCUCCUGUACUAACACUAGUCAGAUCCAGUAAGAGAUGACCUUUACUGCAUACAUGGACCUCUAUUUAGAACUGAUAGAGUUAUCCAGUAUAAAAUAAAAUUAGUUUAGAUUUCCUCCUGUAGCUGGAUCAAUAAGAGAUGAUCCUUAUACUGGACCUCUAGAGAAAACAAUUUAUUGUCUAUGAUGUAACUGAUAAAGCAAUCCAGUAUAAAUGAGGUUGGUUUAGUUUAGGUUUCCUCCUAUAGUAACACUAGAUCAAUAAGAGAUGACCUUCCAUCGAAAAACUUUUUCGUAUCUCUGAGGAUGGUUCUCUUUAGAGAUCCAGCAAAGGUCAUCUCUUGUUGAUCAUUAGGGUUACUAUAGGAGGAAACCUAAACUAAACCAACCUCAUUUACACUGGAUUGCUUUAUCAGUUCUAUUGGCGGAAAAACCAGUUUCAUAUUAUUAUUUAGAUUUUAGAAUAAUAUGAAACUGGUUUUUCUAAAGAGAACAGUUUAUAACUUAUAAAGCAAUUCAAUAUAAAUAAAGUUAGUUUAGUGUAAGAUUUUUGAUUUGUGUUCCUCCUAUAUAGAGGUACAUAUAUGAGUAACACUGGGCAAUACGCCACAUUCUGUAAGAAAUUAACCUACAGUGUUUGGUACAGUCAAACUGGAAUCACUUUGCAUCUUGGUCACAUGUGACUACUGAGAUGGAAAUAUAAUAAGGCCUAUAUUGCAAGAAUUGAACCCCGGAAACAGAGAUGAAAGACAUGCACGUGUACUAACCACUGUGCUGCAAGAUCAUAUUUUUUUAUGUAAACAGCCACAAGAAACUACAUCCAAACCUGGCGGUUUUGCGGGUAUUCCAUCUUUUAAUGAUGGUUUGGAGGGUGACGCAUCUACAGGUAUUGAUUAAGAAUUGUCUUGUAUUCGUUAAGCCCAGCACAAGAGAGCUGACCUAAGAGCGACGAUCUUUUAAAUUAAAGGCUGGAUUCAGUGAUCGCAGACACAGUAGGAAUUUUGCACAGGGAAAUUGUAAGUUUUGAAGGAUUAAAAAGAAAUGCUCGAUGGAAACUUACUCACUGUUAAACACUAAGUCAGUCCCCUCAAACAUUUCUUACAAAUCCAUCGGAACAUAUAGAAUUUACCCAUACAAAAUUCCUAUACUGUGAUCAAAGAAACUUUGAUGGUGUGAGCCAGCUUUAAACAACCCAUUAAAUUCAUGAGCACAUUUACUCAAUUUGUUUGAGUAAAAUUUCACAUUGACUCAAUGUUUUGAGUAAAGAUUAACUUUGGUCAAACAAAUGAAUAAAUAUGCCCAUAAAUUUGACCAAUAGGCAAUUCCAGCUUUUAGUUUAUGCGUGCAGGGGACGUUGGGAAGUAAGGUAUCACGUUGCUGAUUAUGCUUAAAAAAUAAAGGGAGUGAUAGCUUAUACUUGAAAAUAUAUUGAAAUAUUUUGGUUGUUUCGGUAGUUUUUAUUGAAAUUUUUCAGCAUAAUCACCAAUAUGAUACCUUACUUCCCAUCAUCCCCCGCAGGCAUAAACUAAAAGCUGGAAUUGCCAAUUGUACUCAAAAGGUUUAUGCAGUGAUGUUACACAUAUAGCCUGACACUUCUUUUGCUCCGUGAAAACAAGACCAACGUUUGUAAAUUUCUCAUCCUAUAGAUUUUGAGUAAUCUUGCUGACAAACACACACACACAGUUACACACCCACAGAUACAUAACCUCCAGGCUCGGGCAAUUUGUUAGAACAAUUUCAAUGAGUUGUAUCAAUAUUUUUCAGAACCCAAGGUUACUACUCCUAACCAGCCAUCGACUCAAACAGUCUCUACGCUCAACACACAGGUGAGUGUCGUGUUGUACUGGAGAGAUCAAAGACAAAACUAAAAUUGUACUGGGUAGCCUUAUCAGUUCUAAACUGAUCUCCUAGAGGUCCAGUAAAAGUCAUCUCUUAUUGAUCCAGCUGUGUCACUUCAAGACAAAGACAUAAUCGAUUGAAUAUACUAAAACUGUCUGUACCAGUGUGGGUAGUACCAAUGUGAAAAUGCUGUGCUGAAUGGUUAUAUUACUACCUUAAAAAAUAAGCAGAAACUCGACUUUUCGACGCCUUCGCUCGAAACGUCGAGUUUCUGCUUAUUUUUAAGGUAGUAAUAAAACCACUCAGCACAGCAUAAUCGAUUGAACUAACUUUAUUUAUUUUGGAUAGCUCUAUCAGGUUUAAUUUGAACUGUUCUUUCCAGAGGUACUACAAGACGAAACGUAACUAAACUAAUUUUAUCUGAAUGUGCAGUAAGGAUCGUCUCUAAUUGAUCCUGUGUUACUGCAAGAGUAAACCUAAACUAGAUUAGCUUAUUUAACUUUAUUUGUUACUGAAUACCUUUAUUAGUUCCAAACUAUUCCACCUUAAGAGUCAUUAUCGUCUUAUUGAUCCAGUGUUACCACAGGAGUAAACCUAAACUAGACAACUUUAUUUAUACUGGAUGACUGUAUUAUUUGUAAACUGUUCUCUCUAUAAGUCCAGUAAAGGCCAUCACUUAUUUAUCCAGUGUUAUUACAGGAGGAAACCUAAACUAAACUAACUUUAUUUAUACUGGAUAGCUCUAUCAGUUUUAAAUUUCCAACUAUAGAGAUCCAAUGAGGGUCCUCUCUUUGUAUUUCAGUGUAUAUAUACUGGAUGGCUUUAUCAGUUCUAAAGAGUUCUCAGGAGAACUACUACAGGAGGAAAUUUAAACUAAGCUUUACUUUAUAGGUUUCCUCCUGUGGUAACACUGAUCUAGAAAGGGAUGACCCUUGUAUAUACUGGACGUCUAGGGAAACCUUUUUAUUAAACUAACUUAUUUGCAUGGACAGCUUUGUCAGUUGUACACUGUUGUCCAUGAAGAUUUGAUAAGGGCUUUCCCUUAUCAGCUCAGUGAAUGGACAGCUUUAUCAGUUCUAUAAAGUUUCUGUUGGUACAGGAGGAAACUGGAGUUGCUACAGAAGAUCUGAGGUUACCAUAUGUCUUUUGCAUUUUUUUAUCCUCGUGAAAUGUUCAGAACACAAAAGGCAAAGCAAAGAUACCAAAGACUGUAGUGAGAACCAAUGUUGGAACUACAGCGGGAACUGCGACAACCAUGACACCAGCCCAAGCUGAGUGGAAUGGAUCUUUUCUUAUCACCAUGGCCAUUUCUGGAACUUUUGUGGGUCUUGUCUUGGUUGCCAUUGGCUGUGGCUGUUGUCUGCGUUGUGGAAGAACAAGGUUGGAUAGUAUUCAUUCACCAUCUCUCCGCGAAAUGGACAGGGCUGGGAAUUUUCAGCCUUCCCUUCCCCCCCCCCCUCUCAACGAUUUUCAUGAUACUGACCGCAUCUGCUCAUUUGUGCUUGGUUUGCGAAUUUGGUGCACCAGUACUAAAAAUAAAUACUAAUAGUUGCUUGUUCAGCUGGCUGUAUAUUUUCAUUGCAUGAAAUGUGUUUCUCCGGCUACGUGACACUGCCAUUGGCUUGACCAAUAUUAUCAGACUAUUAGUUUUGAAAGGUUAAACAUUAUUCUUGGGCUUCCGCAGUGUCACAGUUUUGAUUAAGCGUGCAUGCCUGCGUUACUUUCAAAGCAGAGUAACACUCGGCUUGACCGAUGCAUUUUGUGUAAUUGUUCUUUUACAAUAUGAUAAUCAUCGGCAAAAAUCUUCGCCAAUUUUUUAGUUGGACAUGUGUUUCACAGAAAUAUAUCUGCCCAUCAUCAAGCAAUAUACAUAUGGUUACUAUUACCAAAAUUAUUGUUAGAAAUAGCUGGAAAUGUACUUUCCGAGCUCGUAAAUUUUCAAAAUUCUUGGACUUCAUCUCAACAGCAGCCUCCAAUCGUAAAAUGCUAAAAUUGAUCGCAGUCCCUGACCUCUUUACACUAACUUCAAUUCUACUGGAUACAUCUAUCAAUUCUAACCUUUACUCCUUGGAGACAGCGAGUUUUAAGAAAUAUAGAGCUAGAACUGCACACACAGGAAUGUUACGAACAAACAUGCAUUUUAUAUUUUUGUUAGCUGGGUAACUGUAUCUGUGUUUUAAGAACUGGGCAGAUGGGUUUAGAACUGCACCCUGCUUGGAAAAGCCCUGCAUGAUUAGAGACUGAACAAGUGUCAUCUUUAAUUGAUCCACUGCUACUAGAAGAAGAAACUUUAGCUAAACUAACUCAAUUUAUGAUGGAUCAGUUGAUCAGUUCCAAUACGUUUUACAUGAAGGUCAAUGCAUUAAAGCCUGCUCUUAUUGGUCCAGUUUUACACCACGAAGAAAUUUACCUGGAAAACAUAUCCCCAACCAAAAUAUAUUAUUUUCAAUUUUUAGACGUAGCUUUGAAGAAGGACGUUCUAACAGCAGUACCAUUGGUGAGAUAUGUCCAUUAUUGUUUUAGUGCUAACCUAUAGUUGUCUUGGUGGAAAAGAUAACAUAUAUCCAAAGGAUAUAUCCUAGAAUUCAACUAUAUUGUUGAAAAUCAAGAUUUGGUGUUUUUCUGUUACAGUGACCGUUGUGAACCAUCAAGAAAUUUAUCUGGAACCAGUUCAGUCCAAUUCAACAAGGUCACUAACUGCAGAUACGAUAUGUCAUGAAAGUAACGCUCAUUCGAAUCAUUCUAACACAGCAGUUGUGAAAACCUAG